Molecule: messenger RNA, 3875 nt
Organism: Erigeron canadensis
Lineage: Eukaryota; Viridiplantae; Streptophyta; Magnoliopsida; Asterales; Asteraceae
Product: cellulose synthase-like protein D2
Exons: 4
Coding region: 291-3719 (1142 amino acids)
Biological process (GO): cellulose biosynthetic process; plant-type primary cell wall biogenesis
Cellular component (GO): plasma membrane; trans-Golgi network
Molecular function (GO): cellulose synthase (UDP-forming) activity; mannan synthase activity
Source: RefSeq, a predicted model, not a curated record
UCUCUCUCUCACACACACAGAGACACAAGACACACACAUACAAACGCUUAAUUCGGAGCUUGUUUGAAGUUCCGGCAAAACACAACAAAACAAACAAUACAUAUCUGUAAUGAUUCCUGCUUCCGGCGGUUCGUCCUAAGCUCAUAUUAGUGUCUAGACAACAACAUCAUUAUCCUUUACCUUUUCUUUACAAUAGAUAAUAAUAAUUUUUUUUUAUUAAUUCAGGUGAUCUCGAUAAGUUCUUGGAAUAAUUAGGGUACAAAAUUUUGUUUCACAAAGUUGAGUGAAAGAUGUCAUCAAGAUCGCCGAAAGCAUUAGAACUGCAACAGGGAAGGGGUGCGAUUCCUUCACAAGUGACUUUUGCUAGGAGGACUUCUUCGGGACGUUAUGUUAACUAUUCAAGAGAGGAUCUUGAUAGUGAAAUUGGAAGUGGAGAGUAUAUGAACUAUACUGUACAUCUGCCUCCUACACCUGAUAAUCAACCCAUGGAUCCUUCGAUUUCGCAAAGAGUUGAAGAGCAAUAUGUUUCGAAUUCACUUUUUACUGGUGGGUUUAAUAGUGUAACACGUGCGCACUUGAUGGACAAAGUGAUUGAUUCUGAAACUAGUCAUCCUCAAAUGGCUGGUGCAAAAGGGUCUUCUUGUCAGAUACCUGGAUGUGAUGGAAUUGUUAUGAGUGACGAGAGGGGUAAUGAUAUCCUUCCGUGUGAAUGUGGUUUUAAAAUAUGUCGAGAUUGCUAUGUUGAUGCUGUGAGAACUGGUGACGGGAUUUGUCCGGGCUGUAAAGAUCCGUAUAAGCAGACAGAUCUUGAUAUGAACAGUGCUGAUCCUCGACAGCUUUUAUCUCUUCCAUCAAACGUUCUGAAUUCCAAAAUGGAGAGGAGGGGGUCCUCAAAAAUGGAGAGGAGGUUGUCUUUAAUGAAGACAACAAAUAAGUCAGCUUUGGUAAGGAGUCAGACAGGUGAGUUUGAUCAUAACCGUUGGCUGUUCGAGACUACUGGGACAUACGGUUAUGGCAAUGCAUUUUGGCCAAAAGAUGACGGAUUAAGUAAGGAUAGUGAUGGGGUAACAGGUGCUGAACAACUAGAGCUUCUUAACAAGCCGUGGCGACCUCUUACUCGCAAACUCAAGAUUCCAGCUGCUAUUAUAAGUCCUUAUCGGCUCCUAGCUUUGAUCCGGUUGGUGGUUCUUGGCUUAUUUCUGCAUUGGAGAAUUACUAACCCUAAUGAAGAUGCAAUAUGGCUCUGGUUCAUGUCGAUUAUUUGUGAAAUCUGGUUUGCAUUCUCGUGGAUUCUCGAUCAACUUCCUAAACUUGCACCUGUUAACCGUGCUACCGAUCUCAACGUUUUGAAAGAAAAGUUUGAAACACCGAGUCCUGAAAACCCGUCAGGAAAAUCUGAUCUUCCCGGGGUGGAUGUGUUUGUUUCUACUGCUGACCCAGAAAAAGAACCACCUCUUGUUACGGCAAACACUAUUUUGUCUAUUCUUGCUGUUGAUUACCCUGUGGAUAAGCUAUCUUGUUAUGUAUCUGAUGAUGGUGGCUCUCUUUUAACUUUCGAAGCUAUGGCAGAGGCUGCUAGUUUUGCCAAUAUAUGGGUGCCGUUUUGCCGGAAACAUACUAUUGAGCCGAGAAACCCAGAGUCUUAUUUCAGUUUGAAAAAAGAUCCUUAUAAAAAUAAGGUGAGGCAGGACUUUGUUAAGGAUCGCAGGAGAGUAAAACGUGAGUACGAUGAGUUUAAGGUCCGCAUCAAUGGGCUUCCUGAUUCUAUUAGGAGACGUUCUGAUGCUUAUAAUGCUAGAGAAGAAAUUAAAGCCAUGAAGCUUCAAAAAGAAACUGCUGGUGAUGAACUUUUGCAACCUGUGAAGAUCCCUAAAGCAACAUGGAUGGCAGAUGCAACCCAUUGGCCCGGUACAUGGAUGAUACCAUCUCCAGAACACUCGAAAGGUGAUCAUGCAGGCAUCAUACAGGUAAUGCUGAAGCCACCCAGUGAUGAUCCAUUAAACGGGACAGAUGAUGAAGAAAGCCCGUUUGAUUUUACUGAAGUUGAUAUUCGACUUCCCCUUCUGGUAUAUGUUUCUCGUGAAAAACGUCCUGGUUAUGAUCAUAACAAGAAGGCUGGUGCCAUGAAUGCUCUUGUUAGAGCCUCGGCCAUCAUGUCUAAUGGCCCGUUCAUGCUAAACCUUGACUGUGACCAUUAUAUAUACAACUCCGAAGCUAUACGAGAAGGAAUGUGCUUCAUGAUGGACCGAGGUGGAGAUCGGAUCUGUUACGUUCAGUUUCCACAGAGGUUCGAAGGAAUUGACCCUUCUGAUCGUUACGCCAAUCACAACACGGUUUUCUUUGACGGAAAUAUGCGAGCUCUUGAUGGUCUUCAAGGUCCAGUGUAUGUUGGAACUGGAACAUUAUUUCGCAGAACUGCACUUUACGGGUUUGACCCCCCUCGGUCCAAAGACCAUUCAGGUUUUUGCAGUUGUUGUUUUGGUAAGCGCAAGAAAAACUCUGUUGCUUCUGCAACUGAUGAAAACCGAGCUUUAAGAAUGGGGGAUUCGGAAGAGGAAGACAUGAAUCUUUCUUUAUUCCCGAAAAAGUUUGGAAAUUCAAGCUUAUUGAUAGAUACAAUCCCGUUGGCAGAGUUUCAAGGGAGGCCCCUUGCUGACCACCCUGCUGUUAAAAAUGGUCGACCUCCCGGGGCACUCACGAUUCCUAGAGAGCUUCUUGAUGCAUCUACUGUUGCUGAAGCAAUUAGUGUAAUCUCAUGUUGGUACGAAGACAAAACCGAAUGGGGAAAUAGAGUUGGUUGGAUUUAUGGAUCUGUAACGGAAGAUGUGGUAACGGGAUACCGUAUGCAUAACAGGGGAUGGAGAUCGAUUUAUUGUGUUACUAAAAGAGAUGCCUUCCGUGGAAGCGCCCCGAUUAAUCUUACUGACCGGCUCCACCAGGUGCUUCGGUGGGCCACUGGCUCUGUUGAAAUAUUUUUCUCGAAAAACAACGCCCUUUUAGCUAGUUCAAAAAUGAAGUUCCUUCAAAGAGUUGCAUACCUGAAUGUUGGCAUCUACCCAUUCACAUCCAUCUUCCUAAUUGUUUACUGCUUUCUUCCCGCUCUUUCUCUUUUCUCGGGUCAAUUCAUUGUUCAGAGUCUGGAUGUGACAUUCCUCGUCUACCUUCUGGCCAUUACCGUAUCACUCUGCAUGCUGGCUGUCCUGGAGAUCAAAUGGUCUGGUAUUGAGCUAGAAGAAUGGUGGAGAAAUGAACAGUUUUGGCUCAUUGGAGGUACCAGUGCCCAUCUUGCUGCUGUACUUCAAGGUCUUUUAAAAGUGGUUGCAGGAAUCGAGAUCUCGUUUACUCUAACAUCAAAAUCAGGUGGUGACGAUAACGACGAUGAAUUCGCGGAUCUGUAUAUCAUCAAAUGGUCGUCUUUGAUGAUACCACCAAUUGUGAUUAUGAUGACCAAUCUAAUUGCUAUAGCAGUCGGGGUGAGCAGAACAAUAUAUAGUGCUGUACCACAGUGGAGUCGCCUUUUGGGAGGGGUGUUUUUUAGCUUUUGGGUUUUGGCUCAUUUGUAUCCUUUUGCAAAGGGGCUCAUGGGCAGAAGAGGGAGGACACCCACGAUUGUUUUCGUUUGGUCAGGGUUGAUUGCAAUUACAAUCUCGCUUCUAUGGGUUGCUAUUAAUCCACCUGAUGGUGCAAAUGAAAUUGGAGGUCGUUUCCAGUUUCCUUGAUAUAAUUGUUAGAUUUGUGAAUUAGGAUGGUAUAUUCUUUGUUUGUACUGUUGAGUUUUAUGGUGGGUUUAGGGAUCUCUACAGAUAUUUCUUCAUUUCUUUGUACUCUUGAUAGACAUUGAUGCAAAAGAGUUGUUAAUUUCCUUUAUUGUUUUA